AUGCCUCGCACACUUCAAAAAGUACACAAACAAAUCUCCAAGAAGCGCGGUGUUAUCGACUCGCUUCAUGAGAACAGCCGUGAUGCCAGGCGUUUACGCCGUGCCGGUUCUCGGGACGACCGAUUGAUCCGCCAUACCGGAGCCGUAAUGAAGGCCCGCCAACCUUACAUGGAGCGCAUUGAAUACUUCCAUAAUGCCGUUCAAGAUAUCGACGAGCCUUUGAAUGAUGAAGGGUUGGCCGACUUGGUGAACCAGUGCAUUAACCGCGACAGCGAAGAGCUUGCACAGCUUCAGCAGGAAAGGCGCAAAGGCCGUCCACCACUUCGACGUGAGGAGGCUCUGUCGCAACGGACACAAACGGAGGAGAAGGAAUUCAAGACCGGUUUCUGGAUGCCGGAUCUUAGCGACGAGGAUGCAUUUUUGAAGUUGAAGCACUGGAAUGGAGAGUGGACGGCUCUCAGCUCAGCCAAGUUCAUUCGCUUGGUCAUUGGUGGAGAAAAACAGGCCUCUAGCUUCCCACCCAAGGGUAUGUCAUGA
Penicillium pulvis is the source of this 537-nucleotide messenger RNA. Its product is annotated as translation machinery-associated protein 16. Gene Ontology annotation, cellular component: nucleus. NCBI's taxonomy places the organism in Eukaryota, Fungi, Ascomycota, Eurotiomycetes, Eurotiales, Aspergillaceae. The record is from RefSeq and is a predicted model, not a curated record. The coding region runs from base 1 to 537 and encodes 178 amino acids. The transcript has 3 exons.